Zeugodacus cucurbitae (melon fly) is the source of this 3595-nucleotide messenger RNA. RefSeq names its product ubiquitin-conjugating enzyme E2 R2. Gene Ontology annotation, molecular function: ubiquitin conjugating enzyme activity. The transcript is spliced from 3 exons. Gene Ontology annotation, biological process: ubiquitin-dependent protein catabolic process; protein polyubiquitination. Bases 221 to 1096 code for a protein of 291 amino acids. NCBI's taxonomy places the organism in Eukaryota, Metazoa, Arthropoda, Insecta, Diptera, Tephritidae. The record is from RefSeq and is a predicted model, not a curated record.
AACAUUUGUUUGGCAACACUGUCAACUCCAUGUCUGAGUUUAGCAAAGUGAAAUCGGCGAAAAAAAUCAUUGUUCAUUGCUCACACGAAAAUACAGUAGCCUAUAGUUAAGAAGAUUAUUUUCAUAAAAAGCGCAACCAGAAAAGUCUUUAAAACAAACAACUCAUUUAAAUAUCAAGCUUAAACUGUAUAAAUCAGAGAAACCUUAUCAACUGCCCCAAAUGUCCGCAAAUACAGCAUCCACAUCGAAUCCGACGAGAUCGUCUAACACAAUGACGAUGACUUCGCAUCUCUUAAACUCAGCCAGCACUAGUACGCCCAGCAGACCGGCAGUACGUGCACUAGCGCUUGAAUACAAAUCACUGCAAGAAGAACCGGUUGAAGGUUUCCGUGUUAAGUUGCUUAAUGAAGAUAAUCUCUUUGAAUGGGAGGUGGCAAUAUUUGGACCGCCCGAUACACUCUAUCAGGGUGGAUAUUUCAAAGCGCACAUGAAAUUCCCACAAGAUUACCCAUAUUCACCGCCAUCUAUACGCUUCCUGACAAAAGUUUGGCAUCCAAAUGUAUAUGAAAAUGGUGAUCUUUGUAUUUCCAUAUUACAUCCACCGGUAGAUGAUCCACAAAGCGGUGAACUGCCUUGUGAACGAUGGAAUCCAACACAAAAUGUGCGCACCAUAUUGCUGUCAGUCAUAUCGCUGCUGAAUGAGCCGAACACAUACUCACCAGCUAAUGUUGAUGCAUCCGUUAUGUAUCGGAGGUGGCGUGAUUCGCAGGGCAAGGAUAAUGAGUAUCCAAGCAUUAUACGUAAACAGGCUCAGGCUGCAAAUGCGGAUGCGAUUAAAGAGGGUAUUGUUGUGCCGAUGACACUUGAGGAUUAUUGCCUUAAGCCAGCACGUAAAACGUCUACAGAACCUACGCUAGACACAAAUUUCUAUGACGAUGAUUAUGAUUUGGAAACCGAAGAUGAUUUACCAACCGACGAUGAUGAUGAGGACGAUGACUAUGAUCUUGAUGAAGACAACAACACAAACACGAAACGUAAAGAUAAUGGCACCGCGGAUGAAUCGGCUGAUGACAGUGGUAAAGGUGAGACAUCGUAAUCUCACAUUCAAGCGUAUGAUGUUUUUUUUUUUUGGUUUGCUGCGGCGUGUGAGUUCAAGUUAGAGAAGGGGAAAUAAAAAAAAAAAACAAAAUUGUGUGAGAUUUUCAAAGAGGUCGCUAGAAAAAUUUCUAUGCAGCGCAUAUGUGGCAACAAAAUUCAGGAACAAUUUAGCACUUAUGUAGUGUAUAUAUUAUAUAUAAUAAAAAGAAAAAAAUGACAAAUGAACAAAUGAAAAAAAAAACAUGAAAAAGAAAAGCACACUUAUCCUUUUGCUAAACAUAAAAAUCCAAAAUGAAAUGAAAAAUAUUUGACUUUUCGAAAAAGCAAUAAUGCAAAUUUACCGUAAUAAUUUUUUUGUAAAUGGAAAUGAUAAAUAAACCGACAUGCAUACAUAUAAAUACAAUAAAUAAUAAAUGCAGAGAAGUGUGCAAAUUAGUUUAGCAACAAUUAAGUGUUUUUUUCUAAACAAAAAAGAAAGUAACAAUAAAAAUAUUAAGCAAAAACAGAAAUAAAUAACAAAAGCAUACAUGUAAAGCGUAAUUAACAAAGAUUAAAGCCAAAUAAGUGAAAUUAAAUGACAGAACAAAUAGCAACAGAAUGCCAUAAACGUAGCGCUAUACAUAUAUAACAACUAAAAAAACUUUAAUUGUAUAAUGCAAAACCCAACAACCAACGCUUUGAAUACUACAUUACAAAACUGUGCGUCAAUUGUCGUGAAUAGUUUAUGUUAAAUUGAAAUUUAUUACCACCUUUAACAAGCGUUAGUUUACACUAGUUUAACACGCUGCUUUCAACACGCACCGCCAAAUGACAAGCUGGUUAAUCCUCACCAGCACGUUUACAUUUAAUACAAUUAUAUGCAUAAUUUGAAACGGAACUAUACAAUUAACUGUUGUUUGUAACAGCACUACAAUUAACUGUUACACACAUGAGACACAGUUACAAAUUUAAUUAAAUUUUAAAAUCUUUAAUUUCCACAGAAUACAUACGCGUAUGUGUUAUGUUUAUGCAAUUUAGUUUUGAAAACAUUUGAUUUUUUGUUUCGUAUAAUACUGCUUGUAUACACGUAUUUUUACUUAGUUUAAUUUCAACACAGCAAUACAUACUGUAGCUUGUUUUUAAGUAUGUUUUUUAAAUACACAUUUAUUUUGGUAUUCAUCAUAUAUACAUACAUAUAUGCACAUGUACUACAUAUUUUGUUCUAGCGCUAUUAUAUUUUUAUACAUACUCAUAUGCGUACAUACGUAAUAAUUUAAAAAAAAAAAAUGUUUUAUGUCGUUUAAGAUUUCGAUUUUCUGCAUAUUAGAAAAUAGUAAUGCUGGUGUUUUAAUGUACCAACGAAUUAUUUAUUAAUUAAUUAAUUUCGUCUAUAUGUAUGUAUGUAAAUUUUCUAUGUACUAUGUAUUCAUCAUGCGAAUAACGGUUUUAAUAUGUAUACACUAUAUACGAAAAAUAAAUGAAAAAAACAACAUUGGAGACAUUUUUUGAAAAUUAAAAGCAAGAAAUUAAAAUAUUAAAAGCAAGAAAUUCAAAAAAAAAAAAUAUAUAUAUUUAAAAAAAAAACAAAAAUAAAUUUAAAAAAGCAAAAAUUAAUUAAAAAGUGAAAGUGAAAAUUGGCUCAAAUUAAUAUAAAUUAGUUUCUAUAAAUUGAAAAAAAAAUUGGCGAAUUUAAAGUUUAUUGUCUUUAAUAAAAAAAACUAAAACUGAAAAACAUACCGUUAGUUUAAGUUAAAUUUGUAGAUUCUCCGAAAUCACUAAAAAUAUGUAAGUAAAUAUGCUUUACAAUGCAACGCUAAAACAGCAACGAUUGAGGUUAUGUUAUAUAUAAAACACAAUAAUUAUUAAAAAUUCAAACUCACAUUAAUUUGCUAUUAUUUUUUAACACUACUUUUCCACUACUAAAUUUAACGCAACAUAAAAUACUUUGCAAUCAAGUAAGUGUAAAACUUAAGUAAUGUAACAUACACUAAAUAACAAAUAUAACUAGAAUAAGCAGCAGUAAUUUUCUUAAACUUAAACUGAAAAAUUCACAAAACCAACAAUGCUGCAACUUACUAUUGUGUACUAUAAAAUGAUUUUCAAUUUAGCACGCAAAAAUCGUUGCAUUGCAAAGAUAACAUAUUUCAAAAGCAAAUGUGACAUUGAAAAUAAUAUACAUACAUAUAAAUAUACACUAUAUAAAAUAAACUAUAUCUACUUUUAAUUUAUGCCAACAUAUGUAUUGUCAAUACAUAUACAGACUUUUCCUCAAACCAUACCGAACAUUUUAUAACUUAACUUCACAUUAGAAUUCCACUUCAUAUAAAAAAAAAAAACAAAAAUAUAUAAAAUUUAAAAGAAAACUAAAAUCUAAUAUGAACUAUGUAGUAACUAUAAUUUGUAACAAUUCAAACUAAGUAAACGUCAAAGCUCAGUUAGAGAGAGAUUGCAAUGAUGGACAUACAUACAUAAGUAUACUACUAUAUAAAAAAUAAAAAUAUGUACGCUCUAAAAAAAA